UGCUGAUCGUUGUUAAAUAGACGGAGCUACAGGUAUUCUGUUGUAUGAUCAGGAACACAGGAUACUAUUUACUCAAGAUUUGAUUACGGAAUCCUUCUUUAUUGAGAUACUGUGUACUUGUCGUCGACUAUUUCAUUUGUUUGAGUUGGAUUUCAUGAGCUAGGCUUAUGUUUUGUUUUUGGAAGCCAUUUUAGGCCGUGCUUUUCCUGCAUCAUGGCAUCGCGCAGCCAGUUGCUAGCUAGGCUGUUGUCAGCUAACUAGCAACUUCAAGUGUUUUUCGUUUUUAUUUCGAUGUCAUCUGACACAUAGUUUAUCGGUGGAAUCGUGGACUGGACUUUGACGAUACUGUGUGAAGUGUAUACAUCGAAUUGGAUGGACUCUAUUUCUUUACUUGGCCUGGAACCAGAGGACGAGCUAAGCCAUACGGCCCUUGGACAUUGCCAGAACGAGCAAUCUCGGCGAAGAGAUUGUCUGGACAUUUAAUCACACUUCUGCAUUAUCACGUGGAAAACAAUCUUUUGCAGUAGUAUUGACUGUGACGUACUGAAACAGAACUGACAGCCACUGUUUGUUCAGAGUCGUAGUUCUUUGCUUGUGGACUACCGAGCAGGAGACUGCGUACUUGUGUGGUUAGCUAGGUGCUGUAGUUAGCUAACGGCUACCAUUGAGUAAAAUCAGGUUUAACAUGGAACUUAAGGGAGUUCCCGGCUGAAUAUUGGUAGCCACUUGCUUUGUUGGUUUCACAAAGGGAAAGGUUUUCACCAACACAGCGAAUUGUAUGUGUAAUUGAUUGUGUUAUUUUUGUUAUAUCCAGAGGAAUUGUUUUAGUUAAAAUGUCUUGUGUGCAUUAUAAAUUUUCCUCUAAACUCAACUAUGAUACGGUCACUUUUGAUGGCCUUCAUAUCACGUUGAGUGACUUGAAGCGACAAAUCAUGGGUCGUGAGAAGUUGAAGGCCUCGGACUGCGAUUUACAGAUCACAAACGCACAAACAAAAGAGGAAUACACGGAUGAUGGAGCCCUCAUUCCGAAAAAUUCAUCGGUAAUCAUAAGACGAAUUCCAAUUGGUGGGGUAAAGUCAGCUGGCAAAACGUUUGUCAUUGAUCGCUCUGAACCUACAAGUGGAUCUACUAAAGCAAUUGAUGAUUCUGCUGCCUCCAUUUCACUGGCCCAGCUCUCCAAGACAGCCAAUCUCGCUGAAGCGAAUGCAUCAGAGGAAGACAAAAUUAAAGCUAUGAUGUCUCAGUCAAAUCACGACUAUGAUCCAAUCCAUUACACAAAGAAACUUGGACCUCCUCCGCCAAACUAUACGUGCUUUCGCUGUGGGAAAACUGGCCACUACAUCAGAAACUGUCCAACGAAUGGGGACAAAAGUUUUGAGGCGCCCCAGCGGAUAAAGAAGAGCACAGGGAUACCCCGCAGCUUCAUGGUGGAGGUGGAUGACCCCAGUAUAAAGGGAGCCAUGCUGACCAACACCGGAACAUUCGCCAUUCCCACCAUAGACGCGGAAGCCUACAAGAUUGGCAAAAAGGAGAAGCCUCCGUUCCUUCCUCAGGAGAAGUCGUCAUCCUCAGAAGAAGAGGACCCUGUGCCCGAUGAGUUGUUAUGCCUGAUCUGUAAAGACCUGAUGACUGAUGCUGUGGUCAUUCCCUGCUGUGGAAACAGUUAUUGCGACGACUGUAUCCGAACGGCCCUAUUGGAGUCAGAGGACCACGUCUGUCCCACAUGUAACCAGUCAGAAGUUUCACCCGACGCUUUGAUAGCCAACAAAUUUUUGCGCCAGGCUGUAAAUAAUUUUAAGAACGAGACGGGGUACAUGAAGCGACUGCGGAAAGCGGCGGCACAACCCGUCAUUCCGACCCAGCCCCGCAUACAGCGACCUGUCCAGUCUCUCAAACCCCACACCUCUCAUCAGCAGGACCCGCUGAGGGCCAACGCUCAGCGUCCUCCAGCUGCCAACACGCCACCGCAGAAUGCACCUGCCACAACCUUACCUCCAGCUGUCACUCAGCAGCCCUCCAACACGCCUCCCUCUGCCAGCAGUUCCUCUGUGCCCAGCAGCAGCAGUGUACCCGCCGGAUCCGGCUACAGCCCGUCUGUGUCCUCCCCCCCGCAUGCUGGCAGUCAGGAGGAUCCAUCCAUUGCUAAAUCACACUCUCCUCUCUCUCAAUCUGUCAGACAACCAGAGAAUGUUGUGCCAGCGCCGUCUGUUGUCGUUUCAUCAGAACUACCUCUACCAACACCUAUUCCAAAAGGAUACCACGUUCCAGUGAUUGGACCGCCGCCAUCCCUCUCACACCCAGUUCACAGACCAGGACAACCAAGAUCCGCUGCCCCAAGGCCAACAGCAGGAAGGCCCACAUGGGAUCCGCCCUCUGGUAGAGGCAAGACCCACACUGAACGGCCUCCAAGGUCACAGGCCCCACCUGUGCAGCCUCCUCCACCGGUGGCCCCUCCGGUGUAUGUUCCUCCUACUGUUUUUGCCCCCCCACCGCACCCGAUUCCCCAGCCACCCGGCGUGGUUCCACCACAGUACCCGAUGCAGUACCCCCCAGGGCAGCAACCUGCCCCUGCUUACACCGUGCCCCCUCCGGGCUAUCCUCCUGCCCCUACGAAUGUUGCUCCUCCGUGGGUGCCACCUGGUACUCAGCCCCCCUUGGCUAACUCUAUUCCCCCUUUGGCACCAGCUCCUUUCCUCUCAAAAGAGGAGUUCUACAGGCAGCAACGCAGGCUGAAGGAAGAUUCGCACUGUCGAUUCGUUACCAGGGAGAAGUCUAAACUCGAGGAAUUCGCCAAUGACUUCGCCAAAGAGUUACUGGAGUACAGGAAGAUGCAGAAGGAGAGAAGGAGGUCCUACUCAAGAUCGAGAUCUCCAUACAGAGGAGGCUCGUCCUACAGUGGCUCGUCCUCUUACUAUUCCAAAUCACGUUCCCGGUCACGUUCCCGCUCCUACUCGAGAUCUCUGAGCCGUUCUCGCAGCAGGUCACGUUCUCUCUCGCGUUCACGUUCCCGGUCUCGCUCUUACACCCCGUCUCCAUACUCCCGUCGCAGAGGCAGAGGACGAAGCAGCAGCUACCGGUCCAGGUCACGUUCCCAUGGUUACCGCCGAUCCCGUUCCCACUCUCCGGCCCAUAGGGGGCGGGACGGAGGGAUGGGCAGCAGCUCUUAUCACUCCCGGUCCAGAUCACCGGAUUACAGGAACCCCACCAAGAAGAUGCCUCACAGUGGCCAGCUAGAGACAGACCGCAAGUACAUGAACAGAUAUCGAGAUCCUCCCGUUUACGAAGCCAAGACCUACUACGGCCAUACCUUUGACCAGAGCGACCCCUAUGAGAGAGAACGGUACAGGGAGUGGGAGAGAGAGUACAGAGAAUGGUAUGAAAAAUACGGCAAGAGCUACAACAGCGCUCCGGGCGGCCAGCUCCGUGGACGUGGACCGCUGCUCGGUCGAGAUCCAUACACCCCUGAACGCUUCCCGUCUCCCAGAGGCAGGGACAACUCCCCUUACGCAAGGGGACGUCGAGAGGACUACCCUCCGCCUGCUCAAGGUCACGGGGUUCCUCCAAGAGGUCGCAACACGCCCAUGACAUAUCAGGAGAAGUGCGCUGAGAAGUACGGCCACCUGCACGUGAACCACUCCGUGCCAGGCAGAGGGAUCGGCAAAGAGCCUCCAAAAACCACCAAAGACAGGGAGACCAGUGGGAGCGCCGGAAUGGACGCAAAGUGCCUGAAGCAUAAAAAACACAGAAAGAAGAGGAAGGGAGAAGAUGGUGACGUUUUCAGUCAUUCCGACUCCAUGGACGACACCAGGAAGGACGAUCGUAAAGGGGAUUCUGUGCUGAUGAGCUGUAGCCGCGAUGAUGCCACACCGGUCAGGGAUGAGCCCAUGGACAGCACUGCUGUUCCCUACAAAAGCGCCUCAGACAAGGAGAAGAAGGAGAAGACCAAAAGCAAAAUAGAGAAAGUGAAACGCAAGCCAGAGAGUGCUGUUCCGAAAAAGGAACCCCUAGGGAAGACCCAGAAGUUGUCCAGGGAGUCGGAUAACGAAAAUAAAACUGCGUCUGCAGACCCAGCCAUUAAGAGGGUUAAAGAGGACACAACGCACAAGACGGAUCCGGGUAAAAUGCAUUCCUCUGAGAAACUCAUGCUUCCCCGCAAGUUGAUGCAGCGGCAAGUGAAACCUGCUCAAGAGCUCAAGCCCAGCAAAGAUGAGCCAAAGAUCAAGAGGGAGCCUGUGAAAGAGCCCACGAAGUCUGACAAAGCCCCUGCCAAAGACCUAAAGCCCAAGAAAGAGGUUGAGAAGACCAUCAAAACUGAGGAAAGAGGUUCCAGCAAAGCUGCUGAGCCCAAGUCAGACAAAAGGAAACGUAAAGAUGAGAAGGCGCCCGUGAAAGCUCUGGACAGUCCUCCAGCAAAGACCCCGAAAGUAGACUUGGCUGAGGCACCCAAAGAAUCGCUGAAGCCCAAGGUGAAACAAGAGAUUGAGAAACCUGCAGAGAGGGAAAAACCUGCUAUUCCAGCACUUAUGGACAUAAAGCCCGAGCCCCUGAGGAAGAUCAAGAUCAAUCGAGAAAUUGGCAAGAGAAUCGUCAGUACUGAUAGACCAGGCUCCGCUGAGGACCCUGCUCAAGCCGCCGGGAAGAACAGACCUGACAAGGCGAAAGGCAAGCCUCGGAGAAGGGUACCGGCACAGGAUGAAUCGGACUCUAUGUUGGUUGAUUAUACCAGUACCAGCUCCACGGGUGGAAGUCCCAUCAAAAGGCAAAAAGUCGACUCGAAGAAGAUAAGGGUGAAAACCUUGGAGGAGUACACCAACGACAGCUCCACUCCUGCCGAGGACGAAAUUGUCAUGAUCCAGGUGCCUCGCUCCAAGUGGGAGAAGGAGGACUACGAAUCGGAGGACGACGACUCCAAGGCUUUACCUCCCUCUGGAAAUCGCAACCACGCUGCUGCUGCCACUCCUCCGACGGCGGAGAACGCUGCUGUGAAAUCAAAAGACAAGGAGUCUCCACGUGCGGACAAAACCCUCUCGUCUCUUAAAGACGCCGGCACAGACGUCAAGGGCGGAAAGGAUCCCGCACCGAGUGACAAAGAGAAGAAGGAAGGUGACAGGGACCUGGAGAGAGACGUUGAGAGGCAACGAGAGAGGGAGAGAGAAAAGGAGAAAGAUCGGGAAAGAGAGAGGGGCAAAGAGCGUGAACGGGUCGCUGCGGACCGAGACUCCUCAGACAGGAGGAGGCCCGCUCCCUCCAGUCAAGACAGAGAUAGGACACAGGAGAGGAGCAGUGACCACGGCAGUGAGAGGAGUUCUUCCUCCUCCCAGUCGUCGUCCAGAGACCGACCCACUGAAAGGAGCGAUGUGGGUUCCAGAAAACCAUCCGACAGAGAGCAUAGCACAACUUCCUCUGAUAGGAAGCCCGAGCACAGAAGCGGUGGCAGGGAUCAUUCGGAUCUGAGACAGAGAGAUGAGAAAGCCAGAGAUCCCGUAUGGAGGAGGGACUCCCCUCCGCCGCCCUCAAAGGCCAGGGACAAGGAUAUGCACCCUGACCCAUCCAAGAGGACGUCAGCGCUGCCACAGGAGUCACACUGGCCUGAUCACAGCCCCUCCAGAGAUAAGAAACCAACAUCCCAUAAUGCUCCAGAACCGAAUAAAACGGCAGAGGAGCACAGACGGGAUAGGUCGUCGAGUAGAGAACGCCUGAGCCUUAGGCACUCGGAUAUGCGAGAUGUGCGAACCACUAAAGACGCUAGAGAGGUUGGUGGGCACAGGACUCCCCACAGGGCAGCGUCCCCAGAUACCAGGACUGACGGUGAGAGGGGAACCCCCCGCGGGGGGGAUAGAGAUCACCCCAAAAUCAAGCCCCCGUCCGUACGUUCCAUGCGCCUGUCUUCCGACCUCGCCCGGGAGACCGACGAGGCGGCGUUCGUCCCGGACUACAGCGAGAGCGACAGCGACGCGUCCGACGGCGGGCAGAAAGCGGAGCCGAGAGGGCGUGACCGGGACAGCAGCGGCAGCCCCAGCCGCAGCCAGAGCCGCAGCCCCUCGGGCAGCCACGCCCGCAGCAGCAGCGCCAGCUCCACGGGCAGCCAGGACAGCAAGAAGAGAAAGAGAGACAAGAAAGAGAAAAAGGAGAAGAAAAAGCAUAAAAAACACAAGAAACACAAAAAGCAUAAGAAGCAUACCAGCAACGAGUCUGAUUCGGAGAUGAAAGGACAGAAACACAAGCAUAAAAAGAAAAAGUCCAAAAAAAGCAAGGAUAAAGAAAAGGACGAGAAGGAAAAGGAGGAGAAGGAAGACCAAAAGCCUAAAGCAUCCAUAUGAAAAAUUGAUGAAAACUACACUUUUUUUUUCUUUUUUUCUUUUUUUUAAAUUAAUGUUGAGCCUUUGAUUUAAUUGACUUCAGUUUGUGUUUUGUAUUGUAAUCCACAGAGGGUCAAAAUAAUAUUGUGAAUAUU
Chanos chanos (milkfish) is the source of this 6454-nucleotide messenger RNA. It is a transcript of the gene rbbp6, whose product is annotated as retinoblastoma binding protein 6. Gene Ontology annotation, cellular component: nucleus. Lineage: Eukaryota; Metazoa; Chordata; Actinopteri; Gonorynchiformes; Chanidae. The record is from RefSeq and is a predicted model, not a curated record. Gene Ontology annotation, molecular function: ubiquitin protein ligase activity; zinc ion binding; nucleic acid binding. The transcript has 17 exons. Bases 834 to 6320 code for a protein of 1828 amino acids. Gene Ontology annotation, biological process: ubiquitin-dependent protein catabolic process; protein ubiquitination; mRNA processing.